UUUUCUUACUAGUUGGUAGCACUGCCGGUUUCCGUAUUAAAGGGGGUAAUGACGGUCGAAGAAAUCGAAAUUGAUACGCUCUGGCAUUCUCAUUAUGAUUUUCUGUAAUCAUGUAUCCCACAUAUAAUUUCUCAACAAUUCAGUAGAUAUACGUUUCAUUACAGUUUCCUGUUAAAGUAUGAUACCAUCAGAUGCACGAAUAAGAUAUACAUAACCUAUAAGUUUUAUUAAUUUGAGGGUGGAUGGUCUAACUAGGCUUUUGCUUCCAAACCGAAUGGUUACAGAGGAGCAGGAUGGAAGAAAUGGAGGAUGAAUUACAAAAGAUGCAUGAUGAAGAUGGUUCAGAAGAAACAAGAUUGAAAUUUGACCAGCACUCAAAUGCAGAGGUAACCCUUGAGGAAGAGAGUGAGCUGUUGCAAGACAAUGGAGCUGCAGACCAGAGUAGUGAACAAGAGGAAAAGCAUUUGUUCACAUAUGAGGUACUGCAUAAGGAGGCAAGUAAUAUUAAACUUCCAUCAUCAUUAUGGGCCAUGCAUAAGGAUCCCAAUGGAAGGUUUGUGGCAUUCAGCAGGUUGCCAGCCAAUCACACAGGUCGCCUCAUAGCUGAUAAAGGAGUUGUGUUUGCAGAGUGUCUUGUCCCAGCUGUUUUCUUCAGAGAAAUGAAGCUCAAGCUACCUGCGGGGGUGCCGACUCAACCUCUUGAAUCACUUCAUCAAGUAUCUGUGUACCUACAAAAAAUUCAUCGCUUAGCAUUUUGCACAGGAACUGGUUUGCGUGACCCGAUCAGAAGCAUGAAGUGCCGCAUUUAUGUUGACAUGCCAAGUUCUGUUAAACGUUGCACUGCAUGUACUACUCAGCGACAGGCUGUUUAGUUUGCUGCUGAACAGAAGAAAUCUUGAGACUUUUUGAACAGAACUUCAACAAAGUCCAGACCAGAUUACAAAGAGCACUCUUGCUGAAGUCUUCAUUUGUCAUUGAAUAUGUAAGAUGACUGCUUGUGUUGGCAUAACCCAGAAACUGUACUAGCAAGUUUCAGCAAACGAUUCACCUUACAUACAUUUACAUAUAAAUGAACAGAAUAUCCA
Messenger RNA from Zootermopsis nevadensis, 1085 nucleotides. RefSeq lists its product as uncharacterized. The record is from RefSeq and is a predicted model, not a curated record. Lineage: Eukaryota; Metazoa; Arthropoda; Insecta; Blattodea; Termopsidae.